Messenger RNA from Prorocentrum cordatum, 1561 nucleotides. Lineage: Eukaryota; Dinophyceae; Prorocentrales; Prorocentraceae. The record is from the annotation of a GenBank genome assembly.
AUGGCGCGGGUGGCCGCGUCGCAGCCCGGGCCGUCGGCCCAGCAGCAGCCGCGGCUGACCGCCACGGUGCUCGCGGCGAACGUCACCCGCUGGAGCGCGAGCUGGCGCGGGCUGCUCGCCGCUGGGGCUGAAGCGCGGCGCGCGCAGGAGGCGCGCAUCCCUGCUGCCGGCACGGAGGCUGCGCAGGUGGGCGCGUUUGGCAGGCAUCCUGGGCGUUUGCAGCAUUUCGCUAUGCAUUUUGGCGGUGCGAGGGCAGUUCAUGUCAUGAAUUGCUAUGGGUACGCGGGUGGCCGGCCAGACUCCGAGCGGAACGCGGACCUCAUACUGGAGGGCUUGGAGUGGCUCCGUGGCCUCGGGGGCGUCCCAGCCUUCAUGGUUGGAGACUUCAACUGCAGCCUGUCGGAGGUCGGGCUCGACGCGCUGCUCGGCCUGGCCGGCUGGAGGGACUUGCUGGCCGCGCUCGGGCCCACUUGCGCCCCUUCCAGUGGCAGCCCCUCGCGGAUCGACUACGUGCUGGCGAGCCCCGCCGCGCUGGACAUGGUCCGCUCGGCUCCAGCACUUGCGAGACUUCGCCAACCAGUGCUGGCGUUGGACGGGCCGGCUGGUGAGGGCUGGUCACCAGCAACCGCCCGGGACGCCACGGCCGCAGUCCCGGGGCGCUUCGAGCGGGAUUUCCGGCGGGCACUUGCGGAGCACAACCUGGACGAGGCUUGGCAACAGCUCGACGGGGCGAUGCGUCUCUGGCUCGCGCGGCGCAUGGGCCUGGCGGUCACUCCAGCGCGCCCCCAUGCAGCCUCGGCCAUGCGCGCCGAGCGCCCCCCCACCUCGGGCGGGGGAGGGGAGGCCGCCGAAGCUGCUGCGGACGCGGCGCUGCUGCGACCCCGGCGUCUCCGCAACCUUCGGAUGACGCUGGGGCGCACUACUGUUUCCGCCCGGCAGGCUUCGGCGGCAACCAUCCAGGCGCUCCGUUCGGCUGAUGCCGCUUGCCCGGAUUGGGCCCCGGCGAUGGCGGCGCUGCAGCUGGGCGCCCUGGUCUCUGAGGCGAUGGCGGUGCGCGCCGAGGCCGAAUGGCACCGCCGGGUGGCGGAUUCGCUUGAGGACCGCCAGGGGCGGCUGUAUCGCUGGAUUCGCGGCGGCGGCAACAUGGGCGCUGAGCUCGUGCCUGCUGGUGGGUCUGGCGGGGAAGCUCCUGGCAGCCGCCCGCGGUUGCUCGCCUUGCAGGGCGGCCCUGCGGCGCGCCUGCGGCGCUACGAGGGGCCGCGGAAGGCGAUCUGGCAGGCUCCGCCCGCCCCUCCAGUCGCGGAGGAGUGGCUGCAGGAGCUCGAUGGCCCCCCGCCAUUCCCGGACCGGACCCCCUGGACAGCAGGGAUGGUCGGCUGGCUGCUGCGGCGAAUGUCAAAGCGGAAGAAGCCAGGGCUGGACGCUUGGGCUGUCGGCGAGCUCCGGCUGCUGCCUGCCGAGCUGCACGGGUGGAUCGCCGACCUGUUCGAGGAGGUGGAGGCCCGCGGCGAGCGGCCGCGCGAGCUCGCCGAAGCGGAGGGCCUGCUGCUCCCGAAGCCUG